AAAUAACUAGGAAACACUUAAUCUUUUUACCAGUCAAAUCGAAACUUGUAUUUGUUUUAUUUUAACAGUUGUUUCAAACCUUUGACCAUAGAUAUUAUGAACGUGUGUGGUGAUGAAUCGCAGUGUGAGGGGAUGAGUGAAGGAAGAGUAUCGCUGAAAGGCCUUCAAAGUGGGGUAUUGGUCGAGCCAGAAGAAAUAUCCAAAGUGUUACCAAACAUCGCAACUAAAGCGGUUCAUCCGUCGGACGAUUUUCAUAUUGCUACAAGCACGGAAGCUUGUGUUGCUUCAGCAAGGGCACCUUCUAAUAGUUCUGAAAUUUCCUCAAACGAAUAUGAAACAGAUUAUGCAAACAUUACUGUUGUAAAACAGCAGUUACCAACAACACCCCAGCAACCGCUCCGUGAGCAAAUUCAACAGUUGGUUUGUAGACAACAUACAAACUUUCCGACCUUCAACAAUUUGUCUUCACUCACGCACACAAACUUAUGCGGAACAUCAAUUCCCAAGUAUCCUACUUUUUCUACGGUUCCCCAAAGAUUAAAGUCUUUUGGAGACGUUUUUCUCGCAGUGUCAACACAACUUCUGAGCGUUGCUGGAUUUUUCUUGGUACAGAAUGGAGGCGAAGAUGCUACAAGAUGUUACCAUUGUGGAAUCGGGUUACGCCAUUGGAGUCCAGAAGAUGACCCUUGGGUUGAGCAUGCGCGUUUCUCUCCAAAGUGUGAUUACUUGCUCAGUGCGAAGGGACAAGAAUUUGUGAACUUAAUACAGUUGGCGGUUCAGUAUUCAUCUUAUCCUGCAAAUGCUACGUCAAAUAAAUUGAACCAAACGUCAUCGACGAAUAUGUCUACUUUAACUUCUUCAUCAGAGCAUAGCAUUUCGAAAACUGAAGUGAGAGAGAAUGCUGCAUUACACACCAUCAUGAAGUGUAUGUACUGUAGCCAUAAGGAGGUAUCCCUUGUUUUCCUCCCAUGUGGACACCUCAUCUCAUGCGAUGGGUGUGGCAAGGAGCAACGGAAUUGCAGAAUGUGUGGCUCCAACAUUAAAGGCACAGUGCGCACUUUCCGGGCAUAAGAACACGGAGAAGUUAUAAUACAAAAUAUCAUCUUCAGCCUUUGACUUAUUACUGUUAAUAAACCCUCAAUAUGGCCACCAUAAUGCAUUUCCACAUACAAAUGCGGGAUAUAAACCAGUUUUAACAUGUUUGUGACAUGAGGACUUUGCAACAUUAUGUUCACUGAUAUGUAUAUACGCGAGUAUUCUGUGCAUAUACACAUGCACACAUGUAUACUGUAUUUUGACAAACCAAUUAAAAUACAUAGUUUCUGCCAAUUAUCGCAUUCUUAAUGUCAAAUGUGGGUAUGCAUAUUAUUACUGGUUUUCGUUUCUUUUUAUGUUUAAUGUGUAUGAAUCGGCUAUCGUAGCAUGUUAUUUAAGACAUAAAACCAAAUAACACAAUAAAUUAAAACACCUUCGA
This is a messenger RNA of Dreissena polymorpha, 1474 nucleotides long. Its product is annotated as death-associated inhibitor of apoptosis 2-like. NCBI's taxonomy places the organism in Eukaryota, Metazoa, Mollusca, Bivalvia, Myida, Dreissenidae. Gene Ontology annotation, biological process: positive regulation of protein ubiquitination; negative regulation of apoptotic process; regulation of cell cycle. Gene Ontology annotation, cellular component: cytoplasm; nucleus. Bases 97 to 1071 code for a protein of 324 amino acids. The transcript has 5 exons. The record is from RefSeq and is a predicted model, not a curated record. Gene Ontology annotation, molecular function: ubiquitin protein ligase activity; cysteine-type endopeptidase inhibitor activity involved in apoptotic process.